This is a messenger RNA of Penicillium vulpinum, 1941 nucleotides long. Its product is annotated as beta-N-acetylhexosaminidase family protein. NCBI's taxonomy places the organism in Eukaryota, Fungi, Ascomycota, Eurotiomycetes, Eurotiales, Aspergillaceae. The transcript has a single exon. The coding region runs from base 1 to 1941 and encodes 646 amino acids. The record is from RefSeq and is a predicted model, not a curated record.
AUGUUCAGUCUAUCUAGCAUCACCUGCCUUCGGGCUCUUCUUGUCGCCCUUGCGCUUGAGGCGGUCAACGCUGUGCCCAUCGCCCACAAAGGUCGUGCCAAUGGAGACCCAGUGGUGUUUCCCACUCCUCAACAGGUCACGUUCACCGGCGGAUCUAUCUCGCUCGCGGGUCAAGUAACCCUCGUGGCAGAGAAUUUCACAGAUGCUGCCACGAUCUAUGCGAUCAGGGAGGUCGUAGCUGCCGCCGGUGGUAGUACUGUUCUCGCCACCAAGCCCAGUGACUCGGGCGUGCAAAUUUACGUUGGCACCGAGGAGGGAGCUGGUAUCGCUGUCACUGUUGCCAAGGCCCUUGCUGAUACCACUGCCGAGGGCCUCGUGGCCGACGGCUAUGUUCUUGCUUGUGGCCAUUAUGAGCAGCUGCCAACCAUUGUACUCAAUGGUGUAGACACCCGCGGCACUUUCUACGCUGCACAGACUCUUCUUCAACUUCUCGAUGGCGCCAGUAUCCCUGGUUUCAAGAUGCACGACUGGCCGCUCAUGCCUAUCCGUGGCUCGAUCGAGGGUUUCUAUGGUAUCCCCUGGUCUCACCAGGCACGUCUCGACCAGUUAGUUUUCUACGGAAACCACAAGAUGAACACCUAUAUCUACACACCCAAAGAUGAUGCACUUCUCCGUGCCAGCUGGCGCACUCUUUACAGUGGCGACGAGCUUACUGACCUCAAGGAGCUUGUUGAGACUGCCAAUGCCAACCAUGUCGACUUUACCUAUGCCCUUUCGCCCGGCUUAGAUCUAUGCUACUCGUCUGAUGAUGACUUCGCCGCUACUGUGGCCAAGUUUGACCAGCUGCGUGACCUUGGUGUUAGCAGCUUCUAUGCCGCUCUCGAUGAUAUCAAUCUCGUGUUCCACUGUGAUUCGGACACGGCAAAGUGGCCUCACACUGAUAAUGAUACCUGGAUUGCCGAUGCCCAAGCUUUCUACCUGAACCGUAUCCAGACCGAGUAUAUUGAGCCCAAUAAUCUCGAGAACCUCAUGACCGUCCCGACCAACUAUGCCGGCAGCGGAUCCAACCCAUACAAGACAGAAUUCGGCACUAAGCUCAACAAGAAUGUCCGCGUCCAGUGGACUGGCGAAGGAAUUUUCAGCGACGAUAUCACAGUCGAGAGCGUCAUGGCCGCCGACGCGAGCUACGUCACCGACAACCUGUUCAUCUGGGACAACUUCCCAGUCAACGACGCCAACCGUGACCGCCUGUUCUUGAACCCUCUCACCAAGCGCGCCGCCGAACUGUACGAGCAUCUUCUUGGCUUCACCUCAAACCCGAUGAUUCAAUCGUACGCCUCUAUGGUCUCGCUCGCCAACUAUGGCGACUAUACCUGGAAUGGGCCCAAGUACGAUGCUACCGCGUCUAUGGAUGCAAGUCUUUGGGAGCUAUCGGGUACUGACACCACCGUCCACACUGCACUUGUUGCAUUCGUCGAUCUCAACCAGAACUGGCCAUACCAAAGUCCCGAGGUUAACGCCCCCAAGCUUAGCGACGAUAUUACUGCUUUCUGGGCUGCUCGCAAGGCCGGCACCACUGACGGCACUAAGGCGUUGAAGGAUCGCCUCGCACUCAUCGUCACCAUCCCUGAUGUUCUCCCCGGCAUGACUAACCAGGGCUUUGUCAAGGAUGUGGCACCCUGGGCAACUCUUGCUGGACAGUGGGCCACCGCCUGCCAGCACUUGAUUUCGAUGCUCGAGGCUCUCGAUGCCAAGGAUCAAACUACAGCAGAUGCCGAGCUCGCCUCUGCCAAUGAAUGGAUUGCGAAGACCAAGGCUAAGACUGUCGAUGACCGUACUGCCGCCGGCGAGGCCCUUCCCAAGUCGAUCGUUCCGCUUACCGGUGAUAAGGUGUUUGACUCGUUCGUCACUGAUGCCACCGCUGUUUACAAUGGUGAAUAG